Molecule: messenger RNA, 2611 nt
Organism: Felis catus (domestic cat)
Lineage: Eukaryota; Metazoa; Chordata; Mammalia; Carnivora; Felidae
Gene: ZFP2
Product: ZFP2 zinc finger protein
Exons: 8
Coding region: 699-2144 (481 amino acids)
Biological process (GO): central nervous system development; regulation of transcription by RNA polymerase II
Cellular component (GO): nucleus
Molecular function (GO): DNA-binding transcription factor activity, RNA polymerase II-specific; RNA polymerase II cis-regulatory region sequence-specific DNA binding
Source: RefSeq, a predicted model, not a curated record
CGGGCUGGCGCCAGGCGGAGACCCAAGCAGCAGGCAGCCGGGACGGCCUGGCGAGGCCCCUGAGGGGCGGGGCCGGAGGUGGAUGGGCCCGGGGCCGCGCUCUCUCCGUCCCUGCGCGGCGCCGGGCCGCUUGCUCCAGCUCCGUCUCCUUUGGAUCCUGCCCAUCCCCUAGGAAGGGUCCCACAGGAAGGAAAGAGAAGGCAAUGGCUGCUCGGCCUCUGCCACUGGGAACUCAGUUUCAGGAGUCAGUGACAUUCAAGGAUGUGUCUGCAGAUUUCACUUGGGAGGAGUGGCUUCGUCUAGAUUCUGCUCAGGGGAAUCUGUAUGAGAAAGUGAUGCUGGAGAACUACAGGGACUUGGUUUCACUGGGGCAUCGGCUUUCCAAACCAAAUGUGAGUUCUCAGCUGGAACUGGAGGAACUGAGCCAGGUGACAAAAGAACUUCCAGCGUGCCUCUCUCCAGGUCUGCUUUUUUCCAGGUUUUCUUCGAUGUUACUGCCAGAUUAAGUGACCAUUUAGUCUUCUUAUCCUGUCCAAAAUCAAGACAAGAAAGCGUCGAGGACGGGGUGCUGUAUUCGGCUCUUGCCCAGCCACCAUGACUCACUCCUCAUAACCCUAUGGGAUUGGAAGACAAGACUUGAAACCAAAGAGUCAACUAUAAAGCCUAAUACUACUGAAGAUAUAGCUUAUGGGGUAAUAAUGGAAAGGGAAGGUCUCUGGCAUUCUUCUUUAGGGGAAACCUGGGAACCUGAUAAUUGGUUAGAUGGGCAACAGAAAAACCAGGAUAGACCUCUGGGGCAAGUGUCAGUUACUCAUGAAGAAACCCUCACUGAGAGGAGGACAUGUGGAGGUAAUGAAUUUGCAAGAUGUUCUAGUCAGGGGUCAAUCCUUGAUAUAAAACAAAGUAUCCCUGUGGGAAAGAGGCCCCAUAAUCAGAAUCCACAUAAAGAAGACACUAAACAGAAUUCUGAAUUAAUUAAAACUCAAAGUAUGUUUGUUGGAAAGAAAAUCUAUGAAUGUAAUGAAUGUAGGAAAACCUUCAGCCAGAGCUCAUCUCUUCUUAAGCACCAGAGGAUUCAUACUGGGGAAAAACCCUAUAAGUGUAAUGUAUGUGGGAAGCACUUCAUUGAACGCUCCUCCCUUACUGUACAUCAAAGAAUUCAUACUGGAGAGAAACCCUAUAAAUGUAAUGAAUGUGGGAAAACCUUCAGUCAGAGCAUGAACCUUACUGUUCAUCAGCGAACUCAUACUGGAGAGAAACCCUAUCAGUGUAAAGAGUGUGGAAAAGCUUUCCGUAAAAAUUCAUCCCUUAUUCAACAUGAAAGGAUUCAUACUGGAGAGAAACCCUACAAAUGUAGUGAAUGUGGGAAAGCUUUUACCCAAAGCAUGAAUCUUACAGUGCAUCAAAGAACUCAUACAGGAGAAAAACCCUAUGAAUGCAAUGAAUGUGGAAAAGCCUUCAGUCAGAGCAUGCAUCUUAUUGUACAUCAGAGAAGUCAUACUGGAGAAAAACCCUAUGAGUGUAGUGAAUGUGGGAAAGCCUUUAGUAAAAGCUCAACUCUUACCCUGCAUCAACGAAAUCACACUGGAGAAAAACCCUACAAAUGUAACAAAUGUGGGAAAUCCUUUAGCCAAAGCACAUACCUUAUAGAACACCAGAGACUUCAUUCUGGAGUAAAACCUUUUGAAUGUAAUCAGUGUGGGAAAGCUUUCAGUAAGAAUUCAUCUCUUACUCAACAUCGGAGAAUUCAUACUGGAGAGAAGCCUUAUGAAUGUAUGGUAUGUGGAAAACAUUUCACUGGGAGAUCUUCCCUUACUGUACAUCAGGUUAUUCAUACUGGAGAGAAACCUUAUGAAUGCAAUGAAUGUGGAAAGGCCUUCAGCCAGAGUGCAUACCUUAUUGAACAUCAAAGAAUCCAUACUGGUGAGAAACCCUAUGAAUGUGAUCAGUGUGGGAAAGCCUUCAUUAAGAAUUCAUCCCUAAUUGUGCAUCAGAGAACUCAUACAGGAGAGAAACCCUAUCAGUGUAAUGAAUGUGGAAAAGCCUUCAGUCGGAGUACAAACCUUACACGACAUCAGAGAACUCAUACAUCUCUUUUGGACAUCAGAGACUUCACACUGGAGAGAAAAUGUGAGAGUGCUUAACUGGACAGCUCAAAGACCUGCUGACCAGAGAUUCUUUCAAAAUGUGCUCAGCCACAUCACUCUUGUACAGACUCCUUCAGUGGCUUCCCAUCACACAUAGAACAAAUCCAAAGGUCUUGGAUGGACUUCAAGGUCUCUAGUACCCUUCAAACUACCUCUCCAACUCUCCCUUGUUCACUCUACGCCCUCUCCAGUCCCGUUAGCCUUGCAAAGCCUCAGGCCCACCAAGCACACUUCUGUCUCUGGACAUCGCUGUCCCCUCCCCCUUGGACGGCUCUUCCCCAGAUAGUCACAUGGUUUCCUCUCUCGCGGUAUUCACAUCUCUGCUCAAAUGUUACUUCCUCAAAGAGAAUUUCCCAAGACACUACUUAAAAUAAUCCCAGUCCCCGUCCCACUGUCACAGGUUCACUGCGUCGUCACUACCUAGUAAGUAUUUUUCUAUGUUUUAUUGACUACUUCCUCUCGAC